UUGUGUUUGGCCAUAGUGAGCAAGUAACCCGGUUCCUGUUCGGUCCAGUAUUCCCCGCAUUUGGACGUCACCAUGAAUGCCAACACAGCUUGUACUGCAGAUCUCCUGGGGCUCGAGCAUGUAUUGCACCCCACCAGCAAGAGACCUUGUCCUUGUCAUGCCGAUGAGCUAUUCGAACUUCGAUGUGGAGACGCCCAAAGCAGUGGCGAAAAGGAAAGAGGAGGUGAAUGCAUUCCUGGAGCGCCACGCCUUUCCGGGGGUGAAUAGCUUGCGCGAUACCAGUGAUGUCUUUCAGCAUGUUCGUGUGAAACAGCUAUAUCCUUUGGAUGUUGCCGAAGAACUAGGUGAUGAGAGGAUGAUGAGCUUGUUGAAGAUGUCAGGUGCCACGGAGCGUUCCCAGACCUCUAGAAGCGCUGGAAGUGCCUUGAGCGGUUUGAGGAGCUUUUUCUCUCUACGCAGCACGGCCUCCGCGGCCAGUAGUUCCGAAGCACCAGUGCCACAACGGAGCUGUUUGGCCAAGAAGAAGGUGGAUGAGAUUGAUAUGGCAACGGAUGAGGAUAGUGUGGAGUUUGUGUGGGUUUGACCUGGUUGUGUUUAGCACAAUCGAAGGAGAACAUUCUCAUGGGGGGGAUGUGUCCUGAACUGCUUGACUGAAGCAGUUGAAUGCUUUUCUGAAUCAUUGCUUGAUCGAAGGAUAGCGUGAUGUUUCCUCAAAUCAGAUGGUGUUCUUAUGAGGAGAAUGCUUUCUGCACUGAACGGUGUUUGCUUUAGAUUUUGUCCAGCCGAAUGCUUUUCGGAUGGAUGCCUUGGCAGCCUUGGCAUCCGAGAGCAGCACUCCAAAGUUUGAUGCAUACUUGUGCAGCAUGUGCCCCUAAACCUUACCUCGGCUGUGCAUCAGCCGUGCGUUUUUCUCACCUGCACGACGUAGAAAGAA
Molecule: messenger RNA, 934 nt
Organism: Durusdinium trenchii
Lineage: Eukaryota; Dinophyceae; Suessiales; Symbiodiniaceae
Source: the annotation of a GenBank genome assembly